AUGACCAACGGUGGCGAGGGAAGCGGGGACCAGCCACCAGAAAUGCAGCUGGCUGGGAGGCUGGCCCUUUCAGCGGCCGCUCUACUUUUGCUGACUUUGGCAUACAAGUACUAUCGGUCUCGGGUGUCUGCCGGCUCCGUGGGAGGUGACGGUGUCAGAACCGAUGCUGGGAAGGCAGCUGGGCAAAGAGAGCAGCUGGCAUGCGACGGGGCAGUGAGAGAGGCAGUGGGCCAGGAACUGAGGCACAGGAACGUCUUCAGCGAAGGGGCGAAGGCGAAUGGCGGGCCAGCCGAUCCAAACAUGCCCCGUGGCCGACCUGCUGCCGUGGGAGAGUCCAGACUGCAAUAUGCACCUGUUGGCAGAGAGGUGAAGUUUCUGAAUGGGAAAGAAGAGAAGGAGGAGGGAAAGCAGAGAGAGGAAAUGAGUCAUCUAGGAACCGGAUCGCAACCAGACAAAAAGCAGUCCCCGCUGGAGACGGAGGCGGCGGUGGAAAAGGAAGAAGAAACUGCAGGUACGGUUUUGAGCUACGCAAGUCGGGCUGGGACAGCGGAUGGGCUUGCAGCGACACGGCCAAGGGGGAGGCUGACUUCUCUAGGUCUGCUGAGUCAAGGUUGUUGUGGCAUCGGCAGUUCUGACAGUGACCACAGGGGGCCUUGCCUGAAAGCCGAUCUUUGCCCUGGUCCUCGUGACGAGCAAGCAGGGCGGGAUCCUCCUCCUCCUCCUCCAAAUGGGAACAGGUCCCCCAUAGGAAAAGAGAAAGGGCCGGUGUUGGGAGACGACAUGAGUCAGAAUUCAGCCCAGGUGCCAGAGGUGCAGGUGGGACAAGAGAGAAUCCAGUCCUUCCAUGCAACUUCUGACAUGGGCCUGGCUAUCAAUCAGUUCAGUGGGCGCUCCAGCACCGCCUACACCUUCUCCUCCGUAGCAAAAGUCCAAGUGGAGGAGAACUUCAUUAAAGAGAGGCAGCUGAAAGAAAGCAGCUGCAGGGAACCGUCCUUAUCGGGGAGCGGCCUGAGAGGCAAAGUCUACGACUACUACGUCCAGUCCGUCUCUCAGUCAGUGCUGGAUGAAAGGCCCUCCCAUAGAACUGGGGUCACACGAGCACUCGGCAGCCCACCUCCCAGUGACCCACCCCAUGAGCCUGAGGCACGACUGUGUCAGGAAGCAGCCCAGAAUCCGGCAGUGGAAGACGAGGAGACCAGAACCACCCUGAAGGAAGGUCCAGCCCCAUCUUCUGUUGCUCUGUUCCCAGAGGAUCAUGCAAAUGCCACACAACAGGUAGACCCGGAAGAGACCAAUAAAGAAGCAAGUGGCUUCCAGCAGCCUCCAGGAACAGGACACGGCUUCAGUCGGAAAGAGAGUUUCCACCAGAUUGCAGAAAACCCAGACCUUCAGGUGCAGAUGGAGGGGUUUGGUGCUCGGGCCUCUGGGAAGUCGGGCUGUAGCGCUCCAGAUAUCAGUUCCAUCCGCUCCCACUCAGUUUCUUCCCUGAUUGGAUCUAUGCAGAGCCUCGAGGCCGACGCGACGGUGGAGCCCACCGUGAAGCUUCUGGCCGGCGCCAGGUUCUUCCACGUCCCGCUGGACUCGGACUCCUCCAUAGACGUCCAUCUGGAUCUGGGGAACUGUUACGAGGUCUUGUGCAUGGCCAAGAAGCAGAAGCUAGAGAGAGUCCAGGAAGCCGCUUAUAAGGUCAUGAGUGAGAAUUACCUUCAAGUGCUCCGAACCCAUGCGAUAUACGGGCGCCUCAAUGCCCUGGAGAGGGACCUGAUCCUGCAGAGGAGGAUGCGGGGCAAGAAGUAUGUGGUCGUUGCUGACAUCAGCUCACAGGAUCACAGCCACGGCGCAAGCAGACUCUGUUACUAUGACGACCAGGGUGACACUUGGCACCCGCUAGCACAUGUGCCCAUGGAGGCCGUCUCCAGGGGUUGUGCAGUGUGCAACAUGUUCAAUUAUCUCUUUGUGGUGGCUGGCUGCGAGGGGCGAGGAAAGAACCAGAAACCUUCCAACCGGGUCUUCUGCUACAACCCGCUGACAAACAUCUGGCGAGAGAUCUGUCCCCUGAAUCAAGCCAGGCCUCACUGCAAGCUGGUCGCCUUGGACGGCUCCCUCUAUGCCAUUGGGGGAGAGUGCCUUUACACUGUUGAGCGCUACGACCCACGGAUGGAUCGCUGGACUUUUGCAGCCCCAUUGCCUAAUGACACCUUCGCCGUGGCCCAUACCGCCACCGUGUGUGAUGGGGAGAUCUACGUCACGGGGGGUACGUUGCGGUACAUGCUGCUGAGGUACAUCAGCCGGUCGGAUACCUGGAAGAUCAGCCUGACCGGGGGGAGUAAGGACAGGACCACCGAGAUGGUGACCAUCAACGGCUUCAUCUACCGGUUUGACCUGAACCGCAGCAUGGGCAUCAGCGUCUACCGCUGCAGCGCCAAGGCCAAGCUUUGGUAUGAGUGUGCCACCCACCCCAUGCCUUUCCCUGCUUGCUUUCAGUGUGCCGUUGUCGAUAAUCUGGUGUACUGCAUCAGCCGGCAAUUCAAUAUUCGCUUCCUUGCGGAUUAUGUCUCUCCGCGGUUCGGGACCAAGGAAUUACAAAAUUUCCCUUCCCCGAGAGGGACCCUUUUCCCCACAACGCUCGUGCUGCCCGACAGAGGGGCGGCACAGACAAGAGUCUGA
Molecule: messenger RNA, 2667 nt
Organism: Gekko japonicus
Lineage: Eukaryota; Metazoa; Chordata; Lepidosauria; Squamata; Gekkonidae
Gene: KLHDC7A
Product: kelch domain containing 7A
Exons: 1
Coding region: 1-2667 (888 amino acids)
Molecular function (GO): protein binding
Source: RefSeq, a predicted model, not a curated record